CUUAAUUUUCUUUCACUAAUCAAGCAAAGAGAUUAAUCUGGAGUUUAAGGAAAGAAUUAAGUUGUUAAUUAAAUAAUAUUUCCUCCCGUUCUAUAAAUGCAAUGCAUAUAGAACAUAGAAGUGGAUCUCAUUUCUUGAUUAAGACUACUUGACAAUUCUUUCUAAAAAAAAAAAAAAAAAUUCCAUACAACUCCCAAGCCUUCCAUUAGCCCAGAAACUGAAAGGAUUGCAGAGCAGGUUCUAGCUACAUGUACGAGUGGCCAAGUAUGUAUACGUCUUAUAUUACUUUGCUUGUAAUUUCGAUUUCUCAUAUGUGUUAAAAUUUUGUUUUGGGUUUUCAACAACAUAAAUAAGACAAACUUUUGUGGAUAAUCCUCAUCACCCAAAAAGCUGUAACUACAAUCACCGUAAAAAUAAUAAUACACAAUUAAAUGAAGAUUUCAUAAUCCGGUGUCAUGAUGUCAAUUCGAGUAAUGAAGCGAAGUUGAAAAAUAGAUCUUAUUAUCUAAUUUCCUUUGUGUAUAGUAUAUUUUUCCUCGAGAAAUGUCAAGAACAUAGUUAGAAAGAACCACUACCCACAAUCCCUUCCCAUCCCACUUACAAGCCAACCAACAAAGUCAAAAGAAACUAACUCUAAUCGGGACAGCAGCAGGGCUUUACGUGCCACUCUAUGAGCAACCCAGUUAACAGUCCGCGGAACUGCCCUAAAUACUAUACAAAGAGAACAAGACUCAGGAAGAUAACAACAAUCUCGAAGAAUGGGGCCACCAAUCGAAUCCUCCACCAAUCGAAGCUUGAGCUGACGGAUGACCACUUCUGCAUCGCCUUCAGUGAUAACCGGAGACAAACUUCUAGAAGUUGCAAGAGAGAUUGCAUCCCUGGCUGCAAGGAGUUCUGCAAGAUAAGGAUCCGAGAUACCAUAAUGCUGAGCACCACGGGAAGAAGCACAUGCCCAUCCAAGCCGCGGACAACCAGGCCAGACGAGGAGUCUGCACUUUGGAGAGCAGCAUCAAAGAUAAUCUUCAAAAGUCUUGAGGCGGACAAUCCCAAAGAAAAGGUCUAGCAGAGGCAGGAGCACGAGGAAGGGGAGACGAGUCAGGCUGGGCAGAGAGAACCUCGCUAAUUUGGAAAGAGAAUUGGUGGGCUAACGAACGGACAUGAGGCUGGGUAUUUUCAAAUACCACUUUAUUUCUUGAUUUCCAUAUUCUCCACAGGAGGCACACUAUCUGGAUAAUAUGAGUUUGGGACUGCUCAUCUAGCAUAAUUUUACGCCACUGCACUGCAACAAAGAAUCUUUAACAACAACAAGUUUUGGUCACCAAUAUUAUGACCUUUCCAUGACAUUUAGUAACGACAUGUGGCCUUGGCUCUAGGCUAGGGUUGGCCAUGCGGGUGGUUUAGUUUGCACUUUAAAAUGGUCACAAAUACUCUCAAACUAGAUGUAUUUUGAGCAGUUACGAAGUUCGUCACUAAAGGUAACUUCAGGAG
Linum trigynum is the source of this 1488-nucleotide messenger RNA. Lineage: Eukaryota; Viridiplantae; Streptophyta; Magnoliopsida; Malpighiales; Linaceae. The record is from the annotation of a GenBank genome assembly.